Rhizopus microsporus ATCC 52813 is the source of this 2775-nucleotide messenger RNA. RefSeq names its product glycoside hydrolase. The coding region runs from base 1 to 2556 and encodes 851 amino acids. Gene Ontology annotation, biological process: glucan catabolic process. The record is from RefSeq and is a predicted model, not a curated record. Lineage: Eukaryota; Fungi; Mucoromycota; Mucoromycetes; Mucorales; Rhizopodaceae. The transcript is spliced from 8 exons. Gene Ontology annotation, molecular function: beta-glucosidase activity.
AUGGAAGACUACACUAGUGAGACCACUUCUGCUUUGGUAUCGAUGGCUUUAGAGAGAUCACAAUUAUUAGAGAGCAGCGAGGUCGUUUACUGUUUCAUCAAGGCUCCUCUAGCAAUGGUCAAAGUUUACGAAAAGCGGCUAUCUAUGUCGCAUUCAGAAGUUGUAUAUAAUACACGGGCUCCUAUGUUUCAAAGCAAUAGUUGUCCUGAUGAAGGACUGUUUGUCUUAUUUUCCUGGGGAAGAAGAAUCUGCUAUCAUGACGGCAUAACUGAACAAAAUGGACGUCAAUCCAGACAGGCGCAAGAUCUACAAAGACGGAUGGGGUUGUGCGUCUUACCAAGACUACUGGCUGUAUCUUCCUCAGCAAAGCCAACUGAACCCAAAAUCAAUCUUCGUUCUUGGGAUGAAGCCUAUACUAUGGCAAAGGCCUUGGUUAGUAGAAUGUCUCUCGAGCAAAAGGUCAAUAUCACUACUGGUAUUGGCUUUGGAAGCGGCCAUUGUGAAGGUAAUACUUUUGCCAUCAGCAAUCCUGAUUUUCCCUCUCUUUGCUUGCAAGAUUCUCCACUUGGUGUUCAGCUCGCUUACAACGUAACCUCUGGUGUUGCUGGCAUUAAUGCCGCCGCCUCAUUUGAUAGAAUGGCCAUCCGUGAUCGUGGUGUUUAUAUGGGCCAAGAAUUUCGCGGAAGGGGUGCUAAUGUUCAACUGGGUCCCGCAGUGAAUUUUAUGAGAUCUCCUGAAGGUGGCCGUGGCUGGGAAUCAGGCGGUGAAGAUCCAUUCUUGACGGGUGUUCUCGCUGAAGAAACUGUUUUAGGUAUCCAGAGUCAAGGUGUCAUUGCUACUGCCAAACACUACAUCUUAAACGACCAAGAACUUAAUAGAAAUACCGGGUCAUCUGAUAUCGACGAAAGGACUCUACAUGAAAUAUAUCUCUGGCCCUUUGCUCGUGCUGUUGAAGCAGGCGUUGGCUCCAUCAUGUGUAGUUACAACCAAAUCAACGGAAUCUUUGCUUGCGAGAACGAUUAUCUUUUAAACACUGUCUUAAAGGGUGAACUUGGGUUCAAAGGAUUUGUCCAAUCAGAUUGGUUAGCCACUAUGUCCACCGUUGAUUCGGCAAAUCAUGGUCUUGAUAUGAACAUGCCAGGUAAUAUCACUAUCGGUUCUAGCGGUUCAUACUUUGGUAAAAACUUGACAGAUGCCGUUCACGCCAAAAAAGUCCCAGAGUCUCGCGUGACAGAUAUGGCUACUCGUAUUGUCGCUGCUUGGUAUAAACUUGGACAGGAUAAAGAUUUCCCCAAGACUACGCUUGACUCUUUCCAUCCUGACAAAGUAUCUUAUGUCAAUGUUCAAUCUGAUCAUUACAAGUUGGUCCGUUCAAUGGGUGCAGCCUCUACUGUACUUUUGAAAAAUAGCGGAAUUCUGCCAUUAGAUAAGUCUGUCAAGAAGGUUGCUUUUGUAGGAAGUGAUGCUGCAGUCAACCCAGAUGGUAUUAAUGCAUGUCUCGCUCAUAGUUGUAAUAAAGGUACCCUCGCUCAAGGCUGGGGAUCUGGUACUGCUGUCUUCCCAUAUCUCGUUGACCCUAUCACUGGCCUUAGAAACGCUUUGGGCAAAGAUGUCAAGUUUACAAAGUCCUUAGAUGACUGGGACCUUGACGGUGCUGCUGCUGCUGCCAAGGAUGCUGAUGUUGCUUUUGUAUUUUCGAGCGCUGACUCAGGAGAAGGAUUUAUUGUUGUAGAUGGCAAUGUUGGUGAUCGUAACAAUCUUAGCUUAUGGAACAAUGGAGAUAACUUAAUCAAAGCCGUCGCUGAUGCAAACAUGAAUACUGUCGUAGUCAUACACUCUGUAGGACCUGUCCUGAUGCCUUGGAUUGACCAUCCCAAUAUCAAGGCUAUUGUUUGGCCAGGCCUUCCUGGACAAGAAUCUGGAAACUCUCUUGCUGAUGUUGUUACUGGCACGGUUAAUCCUUCUGGUCGUCUCCCAUAUACCAUUGCCAAGAAAGCCUCAGACUAUCCUGUCAAACCGGAUUCUGCCCAUAAUGUUGUUUACAAAGAAAAGCUUUUGAUGGGAUACAAAUGGUUUGAUGCUCAUAAUGUUACCCCUCUUUUCCCAUUCGGUCAUGGCUUGUCGUAUACCAACUUUACUUAUAGUGGCCUCACAGUCAAGGUCGAAGCAUCUGAAAAAUCUACUAAAGUCACUGCCACAGUAACAAUCAAAAACACAGGUCAUCUUGAUGGUGCUGAAAUCCCCCAGCUUUAUCUUAGUUUCCCUGAAAGCGCAAAUGAACCACCCAAGCUUCUACGUGGUUUCGAAAAGGUGUUUAUCAAGGCAAGUAAAGAGGAAAAGGUCAAAUUUGAAUUGACGUCAACUGAACUGAGUAUCUGGGAUACUGAUUCCAAGUCCUGGAUUAUUCCUUCCGGCAAAUUCACUGCUCAUAUUGGUGCAUCAAGCCGUGACAUCAGACAGUCUGUAGACUUUAUUUUGUCGCCUAGAAUGCAAAAGUAUAUGAAAGGACCAAUUCUAGACAGAUUUGUUCGCUUGGCUCUAAGUCUCUUCUUGUAAAUGUUGAUAGUCCGGAAAAAUAGAGGUGUCUGUGCUUUUUAUGGUCUGUAGCGCAAGAGUUGAUGUUUUAUUUGUCCUUUGUAAUAUUAGCAACCUUAUAAAUAAAUGUAUACCUUUUGAAUACCAAAAACUAGUUGUUUUCAAAUUCGUGCACAAAUGCAACUGUCAGCUAGUAGCGACGCAGAUACCACAGAUAAUGCAGGUCAUACAACCACCGGG